AUGUGGACUUCUGGCUUCACAAAUGUCACAGAGGCCGGGGCUGGCGGGGGGCUGGUGGGGGGUGUGGGAGGGGCGCUGAGUGACUGUGGGGGCUGUACAGGAACACGGGCCGUAGGCCCCGGGGCUUUUCUCGUGGCCCCUCAGCCCAGUGCCCCCAUUGUCCGAGGCUUCGCUGAUACUAUCUGUGGAGCUGUGAAGAAGAAAGCAGGGAUAUAUACACAGAUUCGGCAAGAAUUGCAGUCUAUGGAAAUGCAGGAUCUCGCCAGUCCUCACAGUCGAAUCAGUGGAAGCAGUGAAUCUCCCAACGGUCCCGGCCUCGACAACUCGCACAUCUCGCACAUUAACAACAAUUCCAUGACACCCAAUGGCACUGAAGGAGAUAACAUCACAAUGCUUACCACUGCAGACUGGUUGUUAGGGUCUAACUCACAGUCCGCUGCAGUUAAAAGCGAGCCAAUGAGCAGCGGUGACAUAAUCUCCUCAGUAGCAGACACUUCUCUGGACAGCUUCUCAGGAUCAGUUAUUGGAAGCAGUGGCUUCAGCCCAAGACAAACUCACCAGUUCUCGCCGCAGAUUUAUCCAUCCAACAGAACAUAUCCGCACAUUCUCCCUACCCCCUCAUCUCAAAACAUGGCGGCGUAUGGGCAGACGCAGUACACCACAGGAAUGCAGCAGGCAACAGCUUAUGCUAGCUAUCCUCAGCCGGGACAGUACGGCAUCCCAGCUUAUGGUCCAUUGUGGGCAGGCAUAAAGACCGAGGGAGGUCUGAGCCAGUCCCAAUCACCAGGACAGACUGGAUUCCUCAGCUACAGCUCCGGCUUCACUACGCCUCAGCCGGGGCAGGCCCCCUACAGCUACCAGAUGCAGGGUGGUAGUUUUACAACGACUGCAGGACUAUAUGCUGGAAACAACUCCUUGACGAACUCGACUGGCUUCAAUAGUACGCAACAGGACUACCCCGGUUACCCUGCCUUCGGCCAGGGCCAGUACGCACAGUAUUACAACAGCUCGCCGUACACGUCGCCGUACAUGACCAGUAACAACACCAGCCCCAGCACGCCCUCCACCACCACCACCACCUACACGCUGCAGGAGCCCCCCAGCGCCAUCACCAGCCAGGCGCUCACAGAGAACCCCGCGGCAGAGUACAGUACCAUCCACAGUCCAUCAACCCCCAUUAAAGAUUCAGAUUCGGAUCGAUUGCGCCGGGCUUCGGAUGGAAAGUCACGUGGCCGAGGAAGGAGGAACAACCCAUCACCGCCGCCCGACUCCGACCUUGAGCGGGUUUUCAUCUGGGACCUGGAUGAGACGAUCAUCGUUUUCCAUUCCUUGCUCACGGGUUCCUAUGCCAACCGAUUUGGACGGGAUCCUCCAACGUCUGUGUCCCUGGGGCUGAGGAUGGAGGAGAUGAUCUUUAACUUGGCCGACACGCACUUAUUUUUCAACGAUUUAGAGGAAUGUGACCAGGUCCAUAUCGACGACGUUUCCUCCGAUGACAACGGACAAGAUCUGAGUACGUACAACUUUAGCGCUGAUGGCUUCCAAGCAGCUGCUACCAGUGCCAACUUGUGUCUGGCCACAGGGGUCCGAGGAGGAGUGGACUGGAUGAGAAAGCUGGCCUUCCGGUACAGACGAGUAAAAGAAAUCUACACCACCUACAAAAAUAACGUCGGAGGUCUGCUGGGCCCGGCCAAGAGGGAAGCCUGGUUGCAAUUGCGAGCAGAAAUUGAAGCCUUGACGGACUCCUGGUUAACACUGGCACUGAAAGCACUAACAUUAAUCCACUCAAGGUCAAACUGUGUCAACAUCUUAGUGACCACCACACAACUCAUCCCUGCUUUGGCCAAGGUCCUGCUGUACGGCCUGGGCAUAGUGUUUCCUAUCGAGAAUAUUUAUAGCGCAACCAAAAUAGGGAAAGAGAGCUGCUUCGAGAGAGUCAUCCAGCGGUUUGGGAGAAAAGUUGUUUACAUUGUUGUCGGGGACGGUGUGGAAGAGGAGCAAGGCUCAAAAAAGCACAACAUGCCGUUCUGGAGGAUCUCCAGUCACUCAGACCUCAUGGCCCUGCACCACGCCUUGGACCUGGAGUAUUUGUAG
Molecule: messenger RNA, 2094 nt
Organism: Knipowitschia caucasica
Lineage: Eukaryota; Metazoa; Chordata; Actinopteri; Gobiiformes; Gobiidae
Source: the annotation of a GenBank genome assembly